AUGUCGCUUUGUUCUGAAAGUGUCGCCAAGUUGUUGCCCUGCACAGUUGUUAGCAUGAAUCUACUCAUACCCAGCAAGUGUGUUGAUGCGCGGGAAAAUGUAGAAAGUGUGCGCAGCGAUGGAUCUAGAGACACAACCAAGUUGUUCACCUGCGCCAUCAGCAGGAUCCGCGUUUUGCCCAUGAACGCACUGGAUGGCAACGGCUGCGUGACCAUGGACCCGGCGAUCGAGAGCCCAUCCGUCCUCAACGGCAACUGGUCGCCGGACGGCACCAUGGACAACCCUGGCUUCGAGUCCUACGAGGGGACAUUCUACUAGACGUUUGAGGGCAAUCAGCUCGCCUUUAGCACAUAUCAAGAUAUGACUCUUGUAGCAGCGUAACUGUAUGUAACUCGAUGACUUGUCAAGUAAAUUUAGAGUUUCGAUCUC
This is a messenger RNA of Guillardia theta CCMP2712, 429 nucleotides long. RefSeq lists its product as hypothetical. The record is from RefSeq and is a predicted model, not a curated record. The transcript is spliced from 4 exons. Bases 1 to 318 code for a protein of 105 amino acids. Lineage: Eukaryota; Cryptophyceae; Pyrenomonadales; Geminigeraceae.